CCGCGCGCGCCGUCGCCGCGUCCGAGUCCCGCGAGAGCUAAAAGCGCGCGACGCCAUCAUGCGCGCGAGCGUCGCUUCCGGCGCCGUCGCCGCCGCCGCGCGUCGCGCGUCGUUCCGGAAUUCCGUCGACAAUUCAGUGGCGUCCCUGCGACGACCGAAGCGCGUCGCGACGAGCGCGCGUCGACGCCGAUCGUCGACACCGCGCGCGCACCACGGACCGAUGACCAAUCUGCAGUUCACGCCGGACAGCGCGCUCGCGGGAGGGCUGAUUUUGGGGUCGAUGGUGGUGGCGAAGCGAUUGAAUUCGGGACGCAAUUUGGGCGUGAGCGGGGACACCAAGGCGUUCGCGCGAGGCGAGGGUCGAGCGACGAGCGCGGCGUUUUUGAUCGGACUGCUCGCGGCGGGAUACGCGGCACCGAUGAUUCUGGGCGCGCAGGCGGCGGUGCCGAUGGUGGACGCGACGCGAGCCAUCGCGGCGGGCGCGCUCGUCGGAGCGGGGAGCUCGCUCGGAGGCGGGUGCACGAGCGGACACGGAAUCUCUGGGAUCGGACGAUUGGACGUGCGAAGCGUGGCGUUCACGUGCGUGUUCAUGGUCGUCGGUGCGAUCACGGUCGCGGCGACGGGAACGAUGGAUGAGUUACACGUGUCGCAAGCGACGAAGACGAUCGACAUGCUCGCGCGCUCGCCCGAGGCGAAAACGAUUUUGUACGCCAAAAUUUUCGCCGCCGGUGCGGCUGUCCAAGGCGUGCUCUACGCGCUCGCUAAGCGUGAGGGCGGAGGAAUCACGGACGUCGUGAAGAAGCUCGAGCUCGUGAGCGAGUCCGUCGCCGGACUGUUUUUCGGUCUCGGUCUCGUCGUGAGCGGGAUGACGAAUCCGGCGAAAGUCGCCGGUUUUCUCGCAGUCACCACUCAAGCUUUCGAUCCGUCCUUGAUGUUCGUCAUGGGCGGCGCGCUCGCCCUCGUGGUUGUUUCUAUGUUCCUCGCGAAGAAUGCCUUGGGCGUCUCUCGUCCGGCCAUGGCGCGAGAGUUCUCGACUACUCCGAAGUACGUCGACAAGUCUGUUUUGAUCGGAGGCGCGCUCUUCGGCGCUGGCUGGGGCUUGGGCGGCGUUUGCCCCGGCCCGGGCCUCGUCAAUCUCGUUCUGAACUCCGGUCGCGAGAUCACGCUCUGGUGCGUCGCGUACUUUGCCGCGCAAGCCGUCCAACAAAAGCUCUCCUCCCAGUACUCUCUCGAAUAACCGCCGUCCCGCGGCUGCAAUACCAAACUUCACAACG
Molecule: messenger RNA, 1274 nt
Organism: Ostreococcus lucimarinus CCE9901
Lineage: Eukaryota; Viridiplantae; Chlorophyta; Mamiellophyceae; Mamiellales; Bathycoccaceae
Exons: 1
Coding region: 59-1237 (392 amino acids)
Cellular component (GO): plasma membrane
Source: RefSeq, a predicted model, not a curated record